Messenger RNA from Clunio marinus, 195 nucleotides. The record is from the annotation of a GenBank genome assembly. Lineage: Eukaryota; Metazoa; Arthropoda; Insecta; Diptera; Chironomidae.
AUGAUUUAUUUUCCACCAAAUUUCUUUUUAUUUUCCAUUGCCAGGACUAACUUAAAGCUAGCAGUUAUGUUGAAGAAUAAACGCUUUUUUCAAUUUCAAUUUACAUCAAAGUCUAGAAAGAAAUGUUCUGCGAUAACUUCUACGAUAUAUUCACUUCAUUAUCAGGAAUAUCUAAUGCUACUUAUGUUUUGUUAA